This is a messenger RNA of Laccaria bicolor S238N-H82, 858 nucleotides long. RefSeq lists its product as uncharacterized. The coding region runs from base 1 to 858 and encodes 285 amino acids. The transcript is spliced from 3 exons. NCBI's taxonomy places the organism in Eukaryota, Fungi, Basidiomycota, Agaricomycetes, Agaricales, Hydnangiaceae. The record is from RefSeq and is a predicted model, not a curated record.
AUGAGACGCUCUGUGGGCGAUGCCGCCCUUUCAAUCCUCCUGAUUUGGACAAGUGUCCUCGAUUCCAAGGCCUUCUCACAAGUCUUGGACCACCUUGCUUCAUCGGACUUCACCAUUUUGCUGUAUCGUUCAGUCUUUGAAAAGUUUGUUGAAUAUCGAAGGCUCGGCGAUAAUAACUAUGACUCUUCCAUCCCCCACAUCCGAGACAUCCUUGUCAAUGCGCCAAAAUUCAAACCGCUUUCCAUGGAUCGGACAAAUGACCUCUAUAGUUCUUACUGGGGAAUGGUUUCAACGGCCGGGAGAGCGGUCCCUGAAAUCCAGAUUAAUGGCAAUCUCAUCCACGCCUUUGAGGAGGUGCCCGAGGACUCACCACUGUUCACAAUUUUGGCUUUCAUCGUGGCGGUCACUAUUCUUGAGGAGCUUUGUGAAUACACCAUCAAAUUAAUUGUUGGUCCGAGGAUCAGACCAUAUUGGCGACUCCUCCAUGAAUGGUCAGGACGCACCUGGGAAGAUAUUGUCUUCGACCGUGGACAUGUCUCCGUCAUGUGGCUGAAGGAAAACGUUGGAAUCAUGAAUAACAUUCUUGGAGUAGCACUUCAACAAAAGAAGGGACGCGGGCUUCAAGUUCCACGCGAUGACUAUCAAAAGGAGCUGUCAAUGGACGUAUGCUCAUCGUUCUUGGCUUCAAUCCAGUCAACCAGUCUGGAACCCAUCAAGUUUCACGAUCUCCCUGAUAUUCAAAGAGGGCCUGAGAUCACAUUUACCCGUCUGACACCACUGCCAAUCGGAUAUCGAUGCUUGUAUCCUGAUACCGUCAUGGUGCCUGUAGGGAAUCAUCAUGGAGAUUUGGAAAUUUGA